Messenger RNA from Propithecus coquereli (Coquerel's sifaka), 3785 nucleotides. It is a transcript of the gene NLRC3, whose product is annotated as NLR family, CARD domain containing 3. Bases 135 to 3332 code for a protein of 1065 amino acids. The record is from RefSeq and is a predicted model, not a curated record. Gene Ontology annotation, cellular component: cytosol. Gene Ontology annotation, molecular function: protein binding. NCBI's taxonomy places the organism in Eukaryota, Metazoa, Chordata, Mammalia, Primates, Indriidae. The transcript has 19 exons. Gene Ontology annotation, biological process: negative regulation of canonical NF-kappaB signal transduction.
CCAAUUCCUGGGGCCCUUCUGGAGGGGCCGCUGUGGCCUAUACACCUGGUCACAAAUGAGGACACCAGAGUGCAGACCGGUGACACAGCCUGCCCAGGAUCACCCAGCUGCUCCUGGCAGUGAUCCCAGACUCCAUGAGGAAGCAGGAGGUGCGGACGGGUGGGGAGGCUGGCCAGGGCCAUGGCACCGGCUCCCCAGCCGAGCAGGUGAAAGCCCUCAUGGACCUGCUAGCCGGGAAGGGCGGUCAGGGCUCUCAGGCCCCGCAGACCCCUGACAAGAUGCCUGACUCUCCGUUGGGGCCCCACGGCAACGACUCAAGGAUACAGAGGCACCGAGAAGCCCUGCUGAGCAGGGCAGGAGGCAGCCGGGAGCUGAGCAGUGUCUCGCCCGGGCUUCCCACCCUUCUGCUGGUGGAGGGCCUCACUGACCUGCAGCUGAGGGAGCAUGACUUCACACAGGUGGAGGCCACCCGUGGGCGCUGGCGCCCUGCCAGGGCCAUUGCCCUGGACAGGCUCUUCCUGCCACUCUCCCGGGUGUCCAUCCCGCCCCGAGUCUCCAUCACCAUCGGGAUGGCCGGCAUGGGCAAGACCACCCUGGUGAGACACUUUGUCCGUCUCUGGGCUCGAGGGCAGGUCAGCAAGGACUUCUCCCUGGUGUUGCCUUUGACCUUCCGGGAUCUCAACACCCACGAGAAGCUGUGUGCAGACAGGCUCAUCCGCUCCGCCUUCCCGCACGUUGGGGAGCCCAGCCUGGCGCUGGCAGCCCCCUCCAGGGUCCUCCUGAUCCUGGACGGCUUGGACGAGUGUAAGACGCCCCUGGACUUCUCCAACACUGUGGCCUGCACAGACCCCAGGAGGGAGAUCCAGGUGGACCACCUGAUCACCAACAUCAUCCGUGGCAACCUCUUCCCGGAAGUUUCCGUCUGGAUCACCUCCCGUCCCAGCGCGGCUGGCCAGAUCCCGGGGGGCCUGGUGGACCGGAUGACUGAGAUCCGGGGCUUUAACGAGGAGGAGAUCAGACUGUGUUUGGAGCAGAUGUUUCCCGAGGACCAGACCGUCUCAGGCUGGGUCCUGAGCCAGGUGCGGGCCGACAGGGCCCUAUACCUGAUGUGCACCGUCCCAGCCUUCUGCAGGCUCGUGGGGUCGGCGCUGGGCUACUUGUGCCGCAACAGGCCGGGGCCCCGGGAUGCAGAGCUGUGGCCUCCCAGGACCCUGUGUGAGCUGUACUCUUGGUACUUGAGGAUGGCCCUCAGCGGGGAGGGACAGGAGAAGGGCAAGGCGAGCCCUCGGAUUGAGCAGGUGGCCCAUGGCGGCCGCAAGAUGGUGGGAACGCUGGGCCGGCUGGCCUUCCACGGGCUGGUCAAGAAGAAGUAUGUGUUUUACGAGCAGGACAUGAAGGCAUUGGGUGUGGACCUCGCUCUGCUGCAGGGGGCCCCGUGCAGCUGCUUCCUGCAGCGGGAGGAGACGCUGGCCUCUUCGGCCGCCUACUGCUUCACACACCUGUCCCUGCAGGAGUUUGUGGCGGCCGUGUAUUACUAUGGCGCAUCCAAGAAGGCCAUCUUCGACCUCUUCACCGAGAGCGGCGUGUCUUGGCCCAGGCUGGGCUUCCUCACGCAUUUCAGGAGCGCGGCCCAGCGGGCCAUGCAGGCUGAGGACGGGAGGCUGGACGUGUUCCUGCGCUUCCUCUCAGGCCUCUUGUCUCCCAGGGUCAACGCCCUGCUAGCCAGCUCCCUGCUGGCCCCAGGCGAGCACCAGGGCUACCGGGCCCAGGUGGCCGAGCUGCUGCAGGGCUGCCUGCGCCCCGACGCCGUGGUCUGUGCCCGGGCGGUCAACAUCCUGCACUGCCUGCAUGAGCUGCAGCACACGGAGCUGGCCCACAGUGUGCAGGAGGCCAUGGAGAGCGGGGCCCUGGCUGGGCUGACCGGCCCUUUGCACCGGGCCGCCCUGGCCUACCUCCUGCAAGUGUCUGAUGCCUGUGCCCAGGAGGCCAACCCGUCCCUCUGCCUCAGCCAGGGCGUCCUCCAGAGCCUGCUGCCCCAGCUGCUGUACUGCCAGAGCCUCAGGCUGGAUGCCAACCAGUUCCAGGACCCCGUGAUGGACUUGCUGGGCAGUGUGCUGAGCGGGAAGGACUGUCGCAUUCAGAAGAUCAGCUUGGCUGAGAACCAGAUCAGUAACAAAGGGGCCAAAGCUCUGGCGAGAUCCCUCCUGGUCAACAGAAGUCUGACCUCUCUGGACCUCCGCAGUAACUCCAUUGGACCACAAGGGGCCAAGGCGCUGGCAGACGCUCUGAAGAUUAACCGCACUCUGACCUCUCUGAGCCUCCAGAGCAACACGAUCAGGGAGGACGGUGCCGGGUCCAUGGCUGAGGCCUUGGUCUCCAACCUGACCCUCUCUGUGCUGCACCUGCAGAAGAACACCAUCGGGCCCGUGGGAGCCCAGCGGAUGGCAGAUGCCCUGAAGCAGAACAGGAAUCUGAAGGAGCUCAUGCUCUCCAGUAACAGCAUUGGCGAUGGAGGCACCAAGGCCCUGGCCGAGGCCCUGAAGGUGAACCAGGGCCUGGAGAACCUGGACCUGCAGAGUAAUUCCAUCAGUGACGCGGGAGUGGCAGCACUGAUGGGGGCCCUGUGCACCAACCGGACCCUCCUCAGCCUCAACCUGCGAGAGAACUCCAUUAGCCCCGAGGGAGCCCGGGCACUCGCCCACGCGCUCUGCACCAACAGCACCCUGGAGAACCUGGACCUGACGGCCAACCUCCUGCACGACCAGGGCGCCCAGGCCAUCGCGGUGGCAGUGGGAGAAAACCGUGCCCUCACGUCCCUUCACCUGCAGUGGAACUUCAUCCAGGCCGGCGCUGCCAAGGCCCUGGGACAAGCACUACAGCUCAACAGGAGCCUGACCAGCUUGGAUUUACAGGAGAAUGUCAUCGGGGACGAGGGAGCAUCUGCAGUGGCCAGCGCGCUGAAGGCAAACACGGCCCUCACUGCUCUCUAUCUGCAGGUGGCUUCCAUCGGCGCCCCCGGGGCCCAGGCGCUGGGGGAGGCCCUGGCUGUGAACAGAACCUUGGAGAUUCUCGACUUGAGAGGAAACUCCAUUGGGGUGGCUGGAGCCAAAGCCCUGGCGAGUGCUCUGAAGGUCAAUUCAAGUCUCCGAAGACUCAAUCUUCAAGAGAAUUCUCUGGGCAUGGACGGGGCAAUAUGCAUCGCCACUGCACUGUCUGGAAACCACCAGCUCCAGCACAUCAAUCUCCAGGGAAACCACAUCGGGGAAUCUGGUGCCAGAAUGAUCUCGGAGGCUAUCAAGACAAAUGCUCCCACGUGCACUGUUGAAAUGUGAGCAAAACGAGUUCCUCGUGGACCAAGCAGGAGGACACUCAGCUGGAAGCUUUCAAACCAAAAGACCCAUCGCUGCCAGGCCUUCCUGAGAUUUGGGAGUGACGCUGACCCAGCACAAGAGCUGUUCUCCUGCACAGAGGAAGGAAAGGUGCUACCCAAGGAGGCCGUGAGCACCUCCACUGGUCCAAGACCAGUCCAGCAGGGGAAGGUGCACACUCUGCUACAGCACAGAGAAGGGAAAAGGCUGGCACUCAGGGACACAGGCCUGAGCAGUGUAGGAAGCUGGUUCUAGCUUAUUUAUACCCUAAGGUCUUCAUAUGCCCGCAACUUUAAAAAAUUUUUAUUACCAUCCUUUUCCACUCACCUGGUUCAAAUCAUCCCACUCUGAAACGAGUUGCCAUCCACAAGUCCAUUAUCAGUUUUUUUUUUAUUUUUUUUAGAGACAGAGUCUCAC